AUGGCUUCUCUCCCUUCCACCUACAAGGCUGUUGUCAUCGAAAAGGCCAACGCGCCAUUCAAAAUUGUCGAGAGACCCCUCAAAGCGCCCGCGGCAGGCGAAGUGCUCGUCAAGGUGCUGGCAUGUGGAGUGUGCUUUAGUGAUGUCGCCAUUGCCAGCGGCGAGAUGGGCGACGUCUUCCCUCGCGUCCCCGGCCACGAGAUUGUCGGUGACGUCAUCCAGGUCGGCGACGGCGUCAAGAACCUGAAGGUCGGCGAGCGCGUCGGCGGACCCUGGCACGGUGGCCACGACGGCAUAUGUCGCGCCUGCCAGCGUGCCCAGUUUCAGAUGUGCGACAAUGAGCUCGUCAACGGCUACUCCAAAGACGGCGGCUUCGCCGAAUACGUCCUGCUCCGCGCCGAGGCUACCGCCCGCGUCCCUAAGGAAAUGGACCCCGCCGAGGUCGCCCCCCUCCUCUGCGCCGGCGUUACCGUGUUCAACGGCAUCCGCAAGAUGCGCGUCGAGCAGGGGGCUUUGGUCGCCGUCCAGGGCCUCGGUGGUCUCGGCCACUUGGCUGUCCAGUACGCUUCCAAGAUGGGCUACGAGGUUGCUGUCCUAUCCUCUGGUGACGACAAGGCAGAUUUUGCCAAACAACUUGGUGCUCACCACUACAUCAACUCCAAGAACAAGGAUGCUGCAGAAGAGCUCAAGAAGCUCGGCGGCGCCUCCAUUAUUGUCCAGACAGCUCCCAAUCCAAAGAUUGUUGGUCCUCUCGUCGCCGCUCUUGCCCCCGAAGGCAAGUUGCUGAGUCUCGCACCAGUCGGCCCUGUCGAGUUCGACACCGUUUCUCUGGUCCUCAAGGGUGCCAGCGUCCAGGGGUGGCCCAGCGGUCACGCCCUCGACUCUGAGGAGGCCAUCCGCUUCGCUAGCAAUCACGGUGUCAAGUGCAUGGUUGAAAAAUACCCCUUUGCCGAUGUCCAGAAGGCUGUUGACAGCCUUGUCGCAGGCAAGCCCCGGUUCCGUAACGUCCUCGUUAUGCAGUAA
Messenger RNA from Akanthomyces muscarius, 1023 nucleotides. RefSeq lists its product as uncharacterized. Gene Ontology annotation, molecular function: oxidoreductase activity; zinc ion binding. The transcript has a single exon. Bases 1 to 1023 code for a protein of 340 amino acids. The record is from RefSeq and is a predicted model, not a curated record. Lineage: Eukaryota; Fungi; Ascomycota; Sordariomycetes; Hypocreales; Cordycipitaceae.